AUGUUGACGUUUUUCGCACCACUUUUGCUCCUCGCACAAAGCGCUGCCGCUGCGCCUGUUGAAAAUGUAGCUGUAGCAGCAGCAGCGACGGUAGGCAAGAUCCGCGGUGUGCGCGAUCCGAUUUACCAUCUCUACCUGCAAGCCAGCCCUAAGAACUCAUCAAAACCCGUUCUCGGACCUGAAUCCGCAGCAGAAGAAUUUACUAUCGGCGGCACAAUCCAAUCCAAGAAAACCAACCAGUUCCUGAACAUCGCUACUGCAUCGACGAGUUACAAGCCGCUGGUUUGGGGCGCAAAGGGUGACACGACGGCGUGGGGGCUCGAGGGUGAUACGAUUAUUACAACGCAAGGGAAACUAAAUUUUCUGGCCUGCAACUCGGCGGAUGCUGGGUACUACGAUUUGUUUUUGCAGACGGGGAGCGAUGCGCCAAGUGGCAAGACGUGCAGUAAUUAUCAGACUAUUCAUCUGCCUUGCCUGUGCUAG
Molecule: messenger RNA, 483 nt
Organism: Bipolaris maydis ATCC 48331
Lineage: Eukaryota; Fungi; Ascomycota; Dothideomycetes; Pleosporales; Pleosporaceae
Source: RefSeq, a predicted model, not a curated record